GAAAAACUCGUGCGGUAAGUAUGCGUCACUGGCUGGUAUAAAUCGACUUCCCUACCACGAACACCGUUUACAAACAGUGAGAUUGCUAUAGUGUUAACACGUCAACGAAAACAUUCAAAGAUGCCUAUGGAUUUGUAUUACGUACCUGGUUCGGCUCCAUGCCGUGCUGUACUAUUGACAGCGAGAGCCCUUAACCUCAACCUGAACUUGAAAUUGGUUGACCUGCAUCAUGGAGAACAUCUUAAGCCUGAGUUUUUGAAGAUCAACCCACAACACACAGUGCCGACUCUAGUAGAUGACGACCUUAUUAUCUACGAGUCCCGAGCUAUCAUGACUUACUUAGUGAACAAGUACGGCAAGGGCAGUACCCUCUACCCUGAAGACCCUAAAGCUCGGGCCCUGGUUGACAUGCGUCUGAACUAUGAUCUUGGAACUCUGUACAACAGAUUUGCCGAUUACUUCUACCCACACUUAUUCUACGGCGCACCAGCCGACAAGGACAAGCUAGCAAAAGUAGAGGAUGCCCUGAAAUUGUUGGAUACUUUCCUUGAAGGACAGAAAUAUGUAGCCGGGCCCAAUCUAACUCUGGCUGACUUGAGUAUUAUCGCUGGGGUCUCCAGCUUUGAGGCAUCUGACAUCGACUUCAAGAAAUACGCUAACGUUAAAAGGUGGUAUGAAACAGUCAAGACUACAGCUCCCGGAUACCAAGAAGCCAAUGAGAAAGGUCUAGAUGCAUUCAAAGCGCUUGUCGAAAGUAUGCUUAAGAAGUAAAAGUCCUAUGUAGUUUCCAGUAUUUUAGCCUCUUAAAUUUGUGGAAUUAACAGUCAUAAUUUAAACACUGGCAUUCUGAUAUGGUCCUUGAUUGAUAUAGUAUUUUUUACCUCCAUCCUUCAACACGUUUGCUUUAAGAAUUUAUUAUAAGAAGUAGAAUAAGGUCACAAUAAAUUAUCUGAUGUUA
Pieris rapae (cabbage white) is the source of this 958-nucleotide messenger RNA. RefSeq names its product glutathione S-transferase 1-1 (gene GSTd2). Lineage: Eukaryota; Metazoa; Arthropoda; Insecta; Lepidoptera; Pieridae. Gene Ontology annotation, biological process: glutathione metabolic process. Gene Ontology annotation, molecular function: glutathione transferase activity. The record is from RefSeq and is a predicted model, not a curated record. Bases 121 to 771 code for a protein of 216 amino acids. The transcript is spliced from 5 exons.